ACUGUUCUGUGCUGGUUUUGCCAACUGAUUUCAGCCUUGGGCUAUAUCCACAAGAGGGGAAUCCUGCAUAGAGACAUCAAGCCACAGAAUCUGUUUCUGAACGACAGAAAUGUCCUUAAACUUGGGGAUUUUGGAAUUUCAAGAAUUUUACACAGCGAUACAGAUGUUGCAGUCACUUUUAUUGGAACUCCAUUCUAUCUCAGUCCAGAGAUAUGCAGACAGCAGCCCUACAGCUACAAAAGUGAUAUGUGGUCAGCCGGUUGUGUCCUCUAUGAGAUGUGCUGUCUACGGGUCCCAUUCACCGCAGUCAAUCUGCCUAGUCUUGUCGCACAGAUCGAGUCGGGGCUGUACAGUCCCUUACCAGGCCAUUGUGGUGAACUUCUCUGCUUUCUCGUAAGUUCCCUGUUGACUUCUGAUCCUGAGAGGCGACUGGCAGCAGAUGCAAUUCUUCUUAAUGUUUACUUUAAUCAAAAGGAGUACUUAUGGAAAAACUGUAAAACACAACCAGAAUUCACUAAAAGAGAAGUAUCAGAUGACAUUUGUAGAGAAAGUCACCCCGCAAGAAUUACAGAGGGAAUAAUUAAAAAAC
Molecule: messenger RNA, 589 nt
Organism: Candidula unifasciata
Lineage: Eukaryota; Metazoa; Mollusca; Gastropoda; Stylommatophora; Geomitridae
Source: the annotation of a GenBank genome assembly